UCGUUCCCCCCUUUCUUUAUGGUCCAUAUCCAUCACAUGUCAUCUCUGUGUGUGUGUGUGAGCGAGCGAGGCGCAGCUGGCAGAUUGUUAGGAAAACUGGUGCAGACUGGUUAUCUCUGUACCGGGCGGCCGCACAGUACAGCUACAGCAGAGCACACAGCACAGCACAACGCUGUACAGCAAGCAGGCAGCAUGUCUAGCUACUAAAAUGGGACAGCAGAUAGUUACUACUGCGACAUAGAACACCGAACGACGAUCGGCGGGGAAAUAGCGCACGAUUACGCACGAACAUGCGCUUGUGUAUUUGUCUCAGGGCUGUUCUCGCCGGUUGAUGAAAACGCCUAAAUUAUUCGCAGUUUGCUCACCUACUGCAGAAGAGGAAAACUUGGGAGACACGAAGGCGGAUGUAAAUAGAUCACACACGCCGAAUUUCUUUUGACCGAAGAAGCAUGCGAGCGACGCGGCGACGAGGGUUUUAAAAUAAUCUGAAUGUCCACUGAUGGUCGAACUGUUCCACAGAAAUGCUGUGUCACAAGGGCUCGAGCCUACUUUCUUUCACGCGCACUGUAAACACGGCGCUGGACCACAAUGGCGCUGAUGCUUUCUACCGUAGCAGCCUGAAACACGGACCACAGUUGACGGCUGUCGAAUCCCGGAGUGGAUCUUGAAGACAAUAACCAUAACAUAAUAACAACAAUGGUGUCCAUGGCCGGGCAUUUCCCUUAAACCCCGUGUGGGCCAUAGUAUCGUUACACUGUGUGGGGUGACUGUAGCAGCUCGUGGUGUGUGUGUAUGUAGAUGCCGGCUAACAAUACAGAAUGUUUACCCUCACAGAAGUUGCCUCUCUCAAUGACAUCCAGCCGACGUACCGCAUCUUGAAGCCAUGGUGGGACGUCUUCAUGGACUACCUUGGCAUCGUCAUGCUGAUGUUGGCCAUCUUUGCCGGGACCAUGCAGUUGACCAAAGACCAAGUCGCAUGCCUACCCAUCCUGGAGGAUGUGGACGCAGACGCGGCGUCGGCCACUCCGCGGCCCGACGAAUUCACGGACCCAAAGGGAACAGGAGGAGCAGGUGCCGGAUCCGGAGCCGCCGGGGCUGGGGCAGGUGCCACCACGAGCCGCGUUACCCUGGCGGCGGCACCGCUCGCGUCCAAGGACCAACCGGACAGCGUGGUUCAGCAGAUACAGUUUCUGCACCAGUCGUCCGCCGUCGUGGCGCAACCGGUGCCCACGGGCGUCAAAACGAACUUGGACUUUCAGCAGUACGUGUUCAUCAAUCAGAUGUGCUACCACGUGGCACUGCCGUGGUACUCGAAAUACUUUCCGUACUUAGCGCUCAUACACACCAUUGUGCUAAUGGUCAGCAGUAACUUCUGGUUCAAGUACCCAAAGACGAGUUCGAAAAUCGAGCAUUUUGUCUCGAUUCUGGGGAAAUGUUUCGAGUCGCCGUGGACGACCAAGGCGUUGUCGGAGACGGCCUGCGAGGACUCCGAGGAGAACAAGCAGAGGCUGACAGGGGCGGCGUCGUUGCUACCAAAGCACGUGUCCACGAGCAGCGAAGAGGGAAGCCCCAAUCAGUCCACGCCCAUGCUGGCAAAGACCAGCGGCGUGAAGUUCUCCGCCGAAAAGCCCGUUUUCGAAUUUCCGAGCAUGACCAUUUUGGAUAAAAAGGACGGCGAACAGGCCAAGGCGCUUUUCGAGAAAGUCCGAAAGUUCCGCACUCACGUGGAGGACAGCGAUAUGAUUUACAAGAUGUACGUUUGUCAGACGGUCAUCAAGACCGUCAAGUUCAUUUUAAUCCUGUGCUACACAAUGACAUUCAUUGCCUCCAUUGACUUUGAGCACGUGUGCAAGCCCGAGAUCAAACACUUGACUGGUUACGCACGUUUCCACUGCACGCACAACAUGGCUUUCAUGCUCAAGAAACUGCUCGUCAGCUACGUGUCACUUAUAUGUGUCUACGGCCUGGUGUGCAUCUACACCCUCUUCUGGCUCUUCCGACGGCCCCUGAAGGAGUACUCCUUCGAGAAAGUCAGGGAGGAGAGCAGCUUCAGCGACAUACCGGACGUCAAAAACGACUUUGCGUUCCUGCUGCACAUGGUAGACCAGUACGAUCAACUGUACUCCAAGCGCUUCGGCGUCUUCUUGUCCGAGGUGAGCGAGAACAAGCUGCGCGAGAUCAGCCUGAACCACGAGUGGACGUUCGAGAAGCUGCGGGCGCACGUGACGCGCAACGCGGCCGAGAAGCUGGAGCUGCACCUCUUCAUGCUGUCGGGCGUCCCCGACGCCGUCUUCGACCUGACGGACCUCGAGGUGCUGAAGCUCGAGCUCAUCCCCGAGGCCCGGAUCACGGCCAAGGUGUCGCAGAUGGUCAACCUGCAGGAGCUGCAUCUGUACCACUGCCCCGCCAAGGUGGAGCAGACCGCCUUCAGCUUCCUGCGCGACCACCUGCGCUGUCUCCACGUCAAGUUCACGGACGUGGCCGAGAUCCCCACCUGGGUCUACCUGCUCAAGAGUCUGCGCGAGCUGUACCUGGUGGGAAACCUGAACUCGGAGAACAACAAGAUGAUCGGCCUGGAGUCCCUGAGGGACCUGCGGCACCUCAAGAUCCUGCACCUCAAGAGCAACCUGACCAAGAUCCCCACCAACAUCACCGACCUGUCGCCACACCUCAUCAAGCUGGUGGUGCACAACGACGGGACCAAGCUGCUGGUGCUCAACAGCCUGAAGAAGAUGGUCAACCUGGCCGAACUGGAGCUGCACAACUGCGAACUGGAACGGAUACCGCAUGCCAUCUUCAGCCUCACCAACCUGCAGGAGUUGGACCUGAAGUCCAACAACAUCCGCACCAUCGAGGAGAUCAUCAGCUUCCAGCACCUGAAGCGUCUCAUCUGCCUCAAGCUCUGGCACAACAAGAUCAUCAGCAUCCCCAUCUCCAUCAGCCACGUCAAGAACCUCGAGUCGCUAUAUCUCAGCCACAACAAGCUGGACGCGCUGCCCACCUCCCUCUUCAACCUGCUCAAGCUGCGGCACCUGGACGUCAGCCACAACACCGUGUCCGUCAUCCCACCCGAGGUGGGCUUCCUGCAGAAUCUGCAGCACUUCGCCAUCACGGGCAACAAGGUGGAGUUCGUGCCCAAGCAGCUCUUCAAGUGCACCAAGCUGCGGACGCUGUGCCUGGGCCACAACUGCAUCACGCAGGUGCCCGAGAAGAUCGGCCAGCUGAUGCAGCUCACCCACCUGGAGCUGAAGGGGAACUGCCUGGACCGCCUGCCGCCACAGAUGGGCACCUGCCACCUGCUACGCAAGAGCGGCCUGCUGGUGGAGGACCACCUGUUCGACACGCUCCCCCUGGAGGUGAAAGAGAGCGUCAACCAGGAGUAGUAGAUCAGUUAGUAGUACACAGCUUUUUUGUUUUUUUUUCGUUAACAAACAUUCAGCAGCUCGGACGGAGGAACAAAAAUGCCAAACGUGCGGGCUGCUGGUGGAGGACUACCUGUUCGACACGCUCCCCCUGGAGGUGAAAGAGAGCAUCAACCAGGAGUAGAUCAGGGGUCUGUUUCUCGAAAGCGUCUUUGCUAAGCUAACGAAGUUAGCAAAGUCCUUCGUACGAGCGACAGUGAUGCUCACCACUAAAUCCAAGGGAACGUUAAGACGGUCUUAAGACGGUUAGCAACAACAAGAAUCGAGAAACGGACCCCAGGACAGUUGUACACAGGUUUUUUUUCUUUUCGUUUACAAACAUUCAGCAGCUCGGAGGAACAAAAAAAAUGCCAAACGCGUGACUGAGGCAAAUCACGUGUGCGCAGCUUUUGAGUGACAGCAAGCCUCCAGCCAAUCAGAGAGGCUGAUCUCAGAAGCCCUCUCAGCUGUGCUCGCAGCGCAGCAUGAAUGUUUGUAUACGAGGAAGCCCUGUAUUGAUGGAGAUAGAUGGAUGGAUGGAUGCAACCAUACCAGUCCUGUCCAGUCCUCUAAAGUCCAGUACCACUUCAUUACAGAGAUGGAGGCUCCUGUCCAAGUAUUGAUCAGGUCUAACUGACCGUGGUCCUGUGCCAGGGACUGUGGAUGGGAGCAACAUCUCCCUGGCUAAAGGCUCAGGGGUGCAUUUUUCAAAAGAGAAGUUGUUAGCCUGUUAGCAACUUUGGUAGUUGCCAAUGGGAAAAUACAUUGAAAACAACAAAGUAGCUAAUGUAGUAAGCAACUUUGGUUUCGAGAAAUCCAUCCCAGAGUUGUAGAAAGUAGAAGUAGACGUAUUCUUACAGGUGUAACUACAGCACUAGUUGCAUGAUAUUACAAAGUUGAAUCCAUGUAAUAUCAUACCACUAGCGUUUACAUCUGUGAGAGUAAUUCUACUUCUACUUCAUACAACUCUGGCUAGGCUUGUAUUCAGAGCGGCUGUACAUGCCUGCAAAUGUGUCCCAAUUUAUGGAAUGGAUGUCCAGUCAUUCAAGUUUGCAUAAAAGCAUUAUGCAGAUGUUCUUUUAUUUUUUUUUUAAGGAAAAAAACGUUGUCAUAUAUUGUACAAUAUAAAUCAUGUGGGUAUUAUUUUACAGUAGGUUGACACCAAAGCUGAUACUCAAUGGCAUAAGGAACCAGUCAAACAUCCUCUCAUCCCAUCAUACAGCCUUCAUACAGUCUCAUUAUUCCACCACACAUUAUUAUUAUUUAUUAUUAUUAUUAUUAUUAUUAUUAUUAUUAUUAUUAUUAUUAUUAUUGCCAUCGGUUCAGCAUACGCUCAGCACGCCACUUGAGAAACCUCCCAAUGCCGUUUGGCAUGGUUGUGAUGUUUUUGUCAUGUUGAGUCCCUCAAAGCACACUUCAAUGUAGCAGUUAGCAGUCACACAUGUGCACAGCAUGUGCAUUCGAGCACUUGGCAUUGACACAUUGACUUAAUCUUGCAUCAUUCCAUCCAUCCAGCCAUCAGUGUUGCCAGAUUGGGCGGUUUCCCGCCCAAUUGGGCUGCUUAGGAUGGCCGUGUGCGGGUAAAAAUGGAUAUUGGAGAAAAAAAUAGAAAUCAAUAGCAUUGGGCGGGAUUUAGUGAUUCCAGGCGGGUUUUGAGCAUUAUUUGGGCCUCAUCUGGCAACCCUGCCAGGCAUCCAUCUAUCCAUCCACCCAUUUCUAGCUGGCAGUGAUCUCCACUACCAGCUCUACAGUGAUGAGUGCUAUAUUGGUGCAUCCCUUACCUAGAGCAGUGCGGUUAUGCAUACUGUUCAGCUGGGGCAUAUACUACAAAGCUGGU
Engraulis encrasicolus (European anchovy) is the source of this 5238-nucleotide messenger RNA. RefSeq names its product volume-regulated anion channel subunit LRRC8D-like. The record is from RefSeq and is a predicted model, not a curated record. Gene Ontology annotation, molecular function: protein binding. Lineage: Eukaryota; Metazoa; Chordata; Actinopteri; Clupeiformes; Engraulidae. The transcript has 5 exons. Bases 819 to 3383 code for a protein of 854 amino acids.